Messenger RNA from Impatiens glandulifera, 2655 nucleotides. Its product is annotated as probable serine/threonine-protein kinase WNK4. Gene Ontology annotation, molecular function: ATP binding; protein serine/threonine kinase activity. Gene Ontology annotation, cellular component: cytoplasm. The record is from RefSeq and is a predicted model, not a curated record. Lineage: Eukaryota; Viridiplantae; Streptophyta; Magnoliopsida; Ericales; Balsaminaceae. The transcript is spliced from 7 exons. Gene Ontology annotation, biological process: protein phosphorylation; intracellular signal transduction. The coding region runs from base 486 to 2354 and encodes 622 amino acids.
UGUUGCCCUUAGUACGAAAUCUAAGAAUCAAACGAAAUGGUUCUUCAAUUCAGGUCUUUCUAUGUCCAUGUUACAGUAAAUUGAAUAUCUUGGCUCUGUUUACUUUUUGUCCCCGGCCCACCGCCCACUUUCCAUUUGAGAGAAACUUGUCCUUUUGCCUGGAAAGCAUAAUAAUAAUCACUAUCGUUUUGCCACGACAUCAUCAUCAUCAUCACCCGCCCGUCAAGAUCAAUCUCUUCUCACCAACCACUUCCUCUUCAAAUGUUUGCUCAAACGUACCAUUUUUCUGUGUUACGUGAGCUUUUCGAUCAGAUGGCUCUUGUUAUUCCAAAGGUUGACUGUUUUAAGCUCAUUUGGCUCUUCUUCGCUGUUUACUCGUUUGGAUAUCAUGAGGGCAAUCGUCGGAUUUGAUCUUCUCCCCUUCCCCUAAUUUAUGCUAAUUUUCAAGCUUUUGUAGUAGCAGCACUAGUAGUAUCAAGUUGAACAUGCAGAGUGACAAGGGCGCUUCUGAGUAUGCUGAAAUCGAUCCAACCGCUCGCUAUGGCCGUUUUGAUGAAGUAUUGGGCAAAGGUGCAAUGAAAAUUGUAUACAAAGCCAUUGAUGAAGUCUUUGGAAUGGAAGUGGCAUGGAACCAGGUAAAACUAAACGAUCUUCUGCACUCACCAGAUGACUUGCAGCGUCUGUAUUCCGAGGUUCAUCUACUCAGCACCCUUAAACACGACUCCAUAAUCAAAUUUCACACAUCUUGGAUCGAUGUGGAACGACGCACUUUCAACUUCAUUACCGAAAUGUUUGCUUCAGGCUCCCUUCGAGAGUAUAGGAAGAAGUAUAAGCAUCUAGACAUUCGCGCCAUCAAGAUUUGGGCUCGUCAAAUACUCUCGGGCCUUGUUUAUUUGCAUGAACACGAUCCUCCUGUCAUCCAUCGAGACCUUAAGUGUGAUAACAUCUUCGUGAAUGGUCAUCUUGGACAAGUCAAGAUUGGUGACCUUGGCCUUGCAGCCAUCCUCCAUAACUCUCGCACCGCCCAUAGUGUCAUAGGCACGCCAGAGUUCAUGGCACCAGAACUUUACGAUGAGAACUACAAUGAAUUGGUUGAUGUCUACUCAUUUGGAAUGUGUUUAUUAGAGUUGUUCACAUGUGAAUACCCAUACAGUGAAUGUACAAAUCCAGCGCAGAUCUACAAGAAAGUGACGUCGGGUAAAUUGCCAAGAGCCUUUUACAAAAUUGAGAAUGUGGAAGUGCUUCAGUUUAUAAGGAAAUGCUUAGAACCUGCCUCGAAGAGAAAAUCAGCAAAAGAGCUUUUGCGUGAUCCUUUUAUUGCUUUUCAGGAAGCUGAAUUACUACCUUUAACAAAGAUUGGGUAUCAGAAGCCAAUCCUUAAUGAAGAGAUAGGAUUUGAGAAGCUGCAACUUGCUGAGAGCAAACCAAGGACAGACAUGACUAUAACUGGAAAGCUAAAUGCUGAAGAUGACUCAAUAUUCCUCAAGGUGCAAAUUACUGAGGAGAAAGGAUCUACUGGACAUGUGUACUUUCCCUUUGACAUUCUACAUGACACAGCAUUGGAUGUUGGUAUAGAAAUGGUAAAAGAGUUGGAGAUAUCUGACUGGGAGCCCCACGAGAUCGCCAACAUGAUUGAUGAAACUAUAUCUGGCCUUUUACCUCACUGGAAAAGAGUGGAACAAGCUCAAUUACCAGACCACCAUCACAACUUUAGUUAUCAAGAAGAGUAUGAUGGAGGGCAUCACAGUCCUUCCUCUUUCUCCUCAUGUUCAUCAUCAGAUGUGUUUCUUUCACCUUUGACUGUUUCUAGUGGAAUGAUGGAGAACAGGACUUACAAUUGUGAUUGGCUUUCAGGCAAUCUUUCAGAUGAGAGCAGCUUGCAUGGUUCAAUUCACUCAGGAAAAUAUUCCAACUUGGGAUACCAUUUCGAUGAUGGGCAUGAAAUUUCAACGACUCCCAAGUCUACAAGAUUUUGCCCUGAAGAAAAUCCAUACCCAAGUUCACAUAGUAAAGGGCCAAUGACUUCUAAAGAGAAACUUGUGAUGGACAAUUCUAGAUUGAUGAGGAAUAGGUCUCUAGUGGAUAUACGUAGCCAGUUGCUCCAUCGAUCCUUAGUUGAAGAGAUAACUAAGAGACGGUCCUUUAAGACAGCAAGUGCGGUUGAAGAUGUUGGAUUUCAGGCACCUUUUCAAGUUUCUGGAAAGGGUUUUCGACAGGUGGGAGGUUCUUCUAGAAUGCUCGGACCUGCAGGUAAAAGAUUGUCAACAGUAGGAGCGGUUGAAGACAUUGGUUUUCAGGCACCCUUUGGCAUUUACAACAAAGGGUCACGGCGAAUUGGAGGGAAGAGACCCUAAAACUCCCCCUUAGCUAGCUAGUUGCGCCAUGAACAACUAACUAUAAAGAGGUCCAGGAAAGAUUCAAGUGAGUUCAACUAAAAUGAUUCUCUUUUUUCUUUGAUAUAUAUAUACAUAUUUAAUUAAGAUGUUAGAACCAAGCAAAUCAAUGAACCAAAUAAUGUAAGAUACAAGUUGAACAUGUAAAAAUGUGUGUAUGUAAUAUAAAAUAUAUAUGGAACUCAUUGAAGUGUAAACUCAUGCCUUGUGUGAACUAUUCCUAAAAGUUAUAUCAAAUAAGACUUAUUUUUCUUGGUUCUAA